AUGGCGGGGCUUUCGACUAGCCGCUGCGGGCCAUCCGCGGGUGGCGGUUCUACCAGCCACAUGAUGAUGCUGGAUGUGUACUGCGCGACUGAGGUGUAUUCAUUGAACACUAGGAAGGCGGCGAAUCUUUGCACCGCCUCCGGCCUCACGGGUAGCUUUUCACCCUUGGCCGCUAGCCAGUCGAGGAAGAAGGCGACUCGCGACUUUUUGUUUCUAGUCGUGGAGUCGGCUUCUCCCAUGGCGCGCAGCUCGUCGUCGUUUAGAUCGACAGCUUUGCGCAGUGCGUCCGCCCGCUUCGACAUUUAUUUAAUGUUACUUUUUUAUUUAUCUCUCGCUGUUGUUCCCUC
Amoebophrya sp. A25 is the source of this 347-nucleotide messenger RNA. NCBI's taxonomy places the organism in Eukaryota, Dinophyceae, Syndiniales, Amoebophryaceae. The record is from the annotation of a GenBank genome assembly.